CAGCCUCUCCCGCACUCGCGGCUCUUUAGUUAUAUUUUAACUUUAGGGUGAUACAUUGAGGAACUCACCUGUCCUGGUCCCCUCUCAAGAACCUCUACAGCCUUCUAAAUCGCCAUGUCUGACCGGGGCUCAUUCGACACUAAUGUCGUUACCCUCACGAGAUUCGUGCUGGAGGAGGGAAGGAAGGCGAAGGGAACGGGAGAACUGACAACCCUCCUCAACUCCAUCUGCACAGCUGUCAAAGCCAUCUCCACCGCCGUCAGGAAAGCUGGGAUUGCCAACCUCUAUGGCAUUGCUGGGAGCACCAACGUGACAGGUGACCAGGUAAAGAAGCUAGAUGUUCUGUCCAACGACCUGGUCAUCAACAUGAUUAAGUCCUCCUUCACCUCCUGUGUCCUGGUGUCAGAGGAGGACGAGAGGGCCCUCAUCGUGGAACCAGAGAAACAGGGAAAAUAUAUUGUGUGCUUCGACCCACUUGAUGGCUCAUCAAACAUUGACUGUCUUGUAUCAAUUGGAACAAUUUUUGCCAUCUACAGAAAGACGACAGACGAUGAGCCCAAUGAGAAGGACGCACUGCAGUCUGGACGUCACAUUGUUGCCGCCGGUUACGCCCUCUACGGCAGUGCCACCAUGAUGGUACUCUCUACAGGACAAGGGGUCAACUGCUUCAUGCUGGACCCUUCCAUCGGGGAGUUCAUCCUAACAGACAAGGACGUGAAGAUCAAGAAGAGAGGAAAGAUCUACAGUCUAAACGAAGGCUAUGCUCAGCACUUCUACCCAGACGUCACAGAGUACCUGAAGAAAAAGAAAUACCCAGAGGAUGGCAGUGCCCCCUAUGGUGGGCGUUAUGUUGGCUCCAUGGUGGCUGAUGUGCACAGGACUCUGGUGUACGGAGGCAUCUUCUUAUACCCUGCCAAUGUCAAGAGCCCCAAGGGCAAGCUGAGGCUGCUGUACGAGUGCAACCCCAUGUCAUUUAUCAUCGAGCAGGCUGGAGGCAUGGCCACCACGGGGGAGAUUAACGUUCUGGACAUCCAGCCAGAGAACAUCCACCAGCGGGUUCCUGUGGUCCUGGGCUCCCCUGAAGAUGUCCAGGAAUACAUCGCCAUCUACAAGAAGACACGCAUGUGAGACAGCGCUGGAACCUUCUCUGGAUCCAUCAUGACCUGCUUGUCCACGAGGGUCGACCUUUGACCCUGACCAUAAGCUAGUAAUCUUUGCAUCAUAUGGAUGGAGCUGUGGAUAUACUGUAGAAGUCAAACGUUUGGACACCUACUCAUUCAAGUGUUUAUCUAGAUGUUUUUCUUCUAUUUUCUACAUUGUAGAAUAAUAG
Molecule: messenger RNA, 1330 nt
Organism: Oncorhynchus mykiss (rainbow trout)
Lineage: Eukaryota; Metazoa; Chordata; Actinopteri; Salmoniformes; Salmonidae
Product: fructose-1,6-bisphosphatase 1
Biological process (GO): sucrose biosynthetic process; fructose metabolic process; fructose 6-phosphate metabolic process
Cellular component (GO): cytosol; cytoplasm
Molecular function (GO): fructose 1,6-bisphosphate 1-phosphatase activity
Source: RefSeq, a predicted model, not a curated record